AUGAAUAUAGUUGAGUACAGAAAGCAUCAGAAUGAAAACUAAAUCAGAACUUGCUGUUGCAAAAGAAGAGCUCCUUGGGAAUUACAACCAGACAGAAAAGUAUAAUAGGUAUUUAAAUUCUUAGAUUCUGAUUGGUACCGCAGAUAAAAAUAUUCCCAAUAAUAGAGUAGAGACUUCUAAGUAUAAUAUGCUCACAUUCUUACCCAAAAACUCAUUAGAAUAAUUUAGGAAAGCAUCUAAUUUGUACUUUUUGCUUUUAGGCAUUUUGUAAUCAGUUUGAAUUUAAUUUAGUUAAAUCCUACCUCCAGUCACAACUACUGAUGGACAACCAACUGUUUAUUUACCCCUUUCAUUCAUUAUUAUGGUCAGCAUGAUCAAGGAUUUUUUUGAAGACUUUAAAAGGUACCUCAAUCAUCACCAUUAGACACCGAGCAGAUGAUGAAGAAAACAAUCGAACUGUAUAGAAAUAUUCACUUCGAACAGGAGUUUUCGAAUAUGACAAAUGGUAAAAUGUUUAUGUAGGAGACAUUAUAAGGAUUGCAAAUAAAUAGGUAUGAUUUUAACUUAAGAGUAGAGAAUUCCUGCUGAUAUUAUUAUAUUAGCAACUUCGAAAGGAGGAGAAUGUUUUGUAGAAACUAAGAAUCUAGAUGGUGAAACUAAUCUCAAACCUAAAUAUGCACAUCCAUAAUUGCAAACAUUAUACAGAUAAUUAAAUGAAAAAGAGUUACCUUAUAAUUUGUAAUUUUGCAAUAAAAUAUCUUAGAUUUGUAACUAUGGAUUUUGAAAGAUAAAAUCCUCUUAUGUAUAAAUUUAAGGGAAGUUUCAAUAUUGUUAAUGAAAAUAAAGAAUUACCAAAGGAACCAUUAAAUUAUGAAAAUUUUUUAGAAAGAGGAUGUUCUCUUUAAAAUACUGAUUGGAUUUUAGCAGUUACUGUAUAUACAGGUCAUGAUACUAAGAUAAUGAUGAAUUCUAUUAUAGGAAAGAUGAAAUAUAGUACAGUUGAGAAAUUGAUGAGCAAGUAAAUUUUAUGGGUAUUCUUAUUUUUGUUGUUUGAAUGUAUAUUUGCAUCAACAUAUUAUAAUGUAUGGUACUAAAGAAAUGUGAAUGAAUUACAAUCUUAUUUGAAUAUUGAUUAAAAUGCUCCAGAGAAUAAUUCCUUUUACAAUUUUAUAUUAAGAUUUGCAAUGUGGUUUUUAUUAUUAGGUAAUAGUGUUCCAAUUUCAUUAUUGGUUACAUUAGAAACAGUUAAAUUCUUUUAAGCUUAAAUGAUAUAAUGGGAUAAGAAUUAUUUAACAUUUGAUCGACCAGCAGCUGUUCAUUCCUCAAAUUUAAGUGAAGAAUUAGGAGUUAUUGAAUAUAUAUUUAGUGAUAAAACAGGAACAUUGACAUAAAACAUAAUGAAAUUUAAAUCUAUUAUAAUUGAUGAUAUUGUUUAUGGAGAUAUAGAGGAAUAACCUUAAUAAGAAAUAAUAGAUGAGAAACCUUUUAAGGAAAAAUAGAGAAUUGUAUCAUAAAAUGUAGAUUUUACAGAUGACACCCUAUAUUCUGAAUUAGUAUCUGAAUUCAUGAAUAAAAAAUCUGCUAAGAAUUUCUCAAAUAAUGAUCAUGUAUUCUUAACUCUCCUAUGCUUAUCUUUAUGUCAUACUAUAUAAACAGAAUUAGUUGAAAAUAUUGAAUCAGAAAUUUAAUAUAAUGCAAGUUCUCCAGAUGAAUUAGCAUUGGUAAGUUUUGCAGCAGAGAUGGGAUUUAAAUAUAUUGGUAAAGAAGACAAUGUAAUGAAGGUUUACAUUAAACAUAGUAAAGAAACCUUAAAGUUUCAAAU
Paramecium primaurelia is the source of this 1822-nucleotide messenger RNA. The record is from the annotation of a GenBank genome assembly. Lineage: Eukaryota; Ciliophora; Oligohymenophorea; Peniculida; Parameciidae.